AUGGCGCAACCAGAUCCUAGCCACAGCGUCCCCCAGGACCUGAUGCCUCAUGUCCACCUGGUGUCCUCGUAUCGAUAUCCGACAAUGCCUCGAAUGGACAUGAACGAGGUCGCAAAGUGGCUCAUGACUGCCCCUCAGAUUGCCAGAGACCGCGCUCCAUUCUUCUGGACAUAUCUCGAUAAACCCGCCGACGGCACAAUUCUAUUGACAUGGCAGCCUCUGCAGCGACUAGGCACAAACUUUGCGACAGACGGUUUCGUCUGGGCACCUCCGGAGCAAGUCUAUAAGCAUGAUUUGGGGAAUGGUUUGAUGCUGGAAAUUUACUACCUCAAAGCUGGGUACAUUCCCGGCGAGCAGUAUGCCCUCCACGCCCGACGACGAUUCCGACUGGUACCUGCUCCAGGUCAUCCCAACCCGCCUCACGUUGACAUGAGCCUCUUUAUUGUUCAUUACGGCCCCUCGGAACAGAAUGAUCGCGUCCCUGCCAACAUGGUUCCUUAUGACGAGCGCGUCAACGCCAUCAUGCAACAGCGACAUUUCCUCCUGCGAGGCGGGCAAAUCCGACGAAAGGAGUUUAUGCUCUCCGAUCGUGUCAAUUGGCCUUCUCUUCCCGAAUUGACUCGUCAGCAGAUGGGCCCCCAGAUGGCGCCGAGAGGAGUACCUCAGCAAAUGGCCUACCCUCCACAGCCCGCCCCUGGACCGCCUGCGAAGCGGGCGAGACAUUCGCAAAGCCAGAGCCAGCAGCAACAACAGCAACAGCAGCAACAACAACAACAGCAGCAGCAGCAGCAGCAGCAGCCUGGUAUGCCUCCCUUGGACGCUGCCUUUGACGACGACGAGGAUAUUUCAAGGGGCGAUAUGUUUGAUCACUUGACUCCUAGAGAGAUUUCCCUUGGCCGGUACCAGCAAAACCACGAGUGGAUGGAGGAGAUUCUUUCGUCUGCCUACAGAAUAGGCCAGAUCCAACCGUCAGACCUUAACCUUGGACUCAGAGGCGAGCUGGCCUCUCUAACCGAAGGCAUAUUUACCGCCCAGGGAGGGGAUGCGUUCACACAGUCCCCCGAGAAGCCCUACGUUGGCCGGCUAGAUGCUGGGUUGGCGGAAGAGUUCCGAACACGAGUGGGAAAACACGUCAAGUCUACAGAGGCAGAGAUCAAGAAGCUGGAAGAAGAACAUGCGGAGCUCAUGGCAAGUUUUAAGAAAAGCUCGGCCCUUAAGGUCAAAGAGAAGGAGAUUCGCUCCAUCCCGGACCCUCCUGCGCCGGAAGUAUUUAAGGCGGAGGAGCGGCUGGACAAUGGGGAAGAGGAACGGAAAUCGGCAGUACAGUCAGCCAAGACGCCCUUUGACGAUAUCCUGAAAGAUGUGGAGGCGGCUACCAAGCGCAAGAUUGACGUUCAUCCCGCCAUAAAGAGAGUCCAAGACGGCGGAUACCAGGCUCCCGCACCCAAGCCGCCCACCCCGCCGCCCGCGACGCAAAUGUCCCGACAGCCAUCGCACUCUGGCUCACAGAACAGCGGGUUGAUGAUGGGGGAUUCAGACAUGGACAUGGGAGGCACGGCAGCAGGAUUGCUGGAUCAAAUGCACACUGGAUUCUCGUCCAUGUCGACGCCGGUCAACAACUUCCCGACGCCGCAGCCCCAGGCCUCGACGGCAGUGUCGAAUGCUCCAACGCCAUCAAACGCCAACAAUGCACCGUCUCCGGUGCCGGCAGCGGCACCAACUGGAGCAGCAACCGCGGUGGGCACAGACACCGCAUCAGCACAGCAGGCGAGCACUCAACCCACGGGCGACGUUGACAUGUCGGGAACAGACGGACAGACCAAGCAGCAGGCCGACUCGGCACCAGACCACGGAACCGACAGUGGAGACUGGGUUGUUGUGCCAAAGGGCGGUGCGUCUCCAGAUGGCAAUGCUCCAUCGUCUACGACAGCCGCACCGGCUACAACUGGUGCUGCUACUGCUGAAGCGACUGGCGCAGAGGGUGACCAACAAAAACAGGCUGCCACGGCUACAAAGCCUACAUCAGCAGCGGCCACUCCCGCAGUAACAGACGGCGGUUCCGCCUCAUUUGAUCAAAACGACUUCAGCUCUCUGGGGGAUCUGGACACCGCGGGGGAUGCGUUGGCCGGCUACGACGCCCCGGACCUUGACGGCGAGGCUGGUGGUCUUGGUGAGGAUCUAGACUUGCAGAUGGACAUGGAGGACUCUGCGUUUGGCGACGCAUUCCACGGAGUAGACGCGUCAGGGACGCCGGGUGACACGCAACACCAAGACAUGUAG
Pochonia chlamydosporia 170 is the source of this 2280-nucleotide messenger RNA. RefSeq names its product SWI/SNF and RSC complex subunit Ssr4. Bases 1 to 2280 code for a protein of 759 amino acids. NCBI's taxonomy places the organism in Eukaryota, Fungi, Ascomycota, Sordariomycetes, Hypocreales, Clavicipitaceae. Gene Ontology annotation, biological process: chromatin remodeling. The transcript is spliced from 3 exons. The record is from RefSeq and is a predicted model, not a curated record.